GGAACACCGCUGACACCUUACCAAUGAAGACUGCAUUCCUAGCCUUGGCCUUAGCCCUUUUGAUCAUUUCAGUGACGUCACGUUCGCCUUUUAAAGAACGCCUCAUCAGAAAAUACCUGAACGACUUGGAAAAACGAAGAAUCUGUGAUAAGGGAAAGUGCUUCAGGGAUUGCAUGUUCAGAUCUACAGAAUCUAGCUGCACGAAGAAAUGUUGCGAUGACUGUUAUGAUGAAUGCAUGCGUAGCGGAAUAAAAUCGGACUACGUGUGUCGAAACGAGUGCGGUCUAUAACGCUUGAUGUCUCAAAUCCACACUUGGUUAGGAUUUAUGAUGUACGUUUUGAGGGAACUUCGACUCGAGUGAACAUCAUUCCUGUUCUACGAGUUUACGACAAUGCUGUGUAUCUUGUCAGAGUAAUUCUGGGUUCGUCGUAUACAAUUUAUCUUAUUAAUCCGCUCCGGCCAUAGUCAGCUUUGUUUUCUAUGGACAAUUUAUAGCCUUUUUUAUGUUUAGAUUUUAUUUAGCAGAUAUGUAUCUUGUAUUCUCUUAAGCCGCAAACAAAUAAAGUUGAAAAUUCGUUCGUUCAAA
This is a messenger RNA of Stylophora pistillata, 587 nucleotides long. RefSeq lists its product as uncharacterized. The record is from RefSeq and is a predicted model, not a curated record. Lineage: Eukaryota; Metazoa; Cnidaria; Anthozoa; Scleractinia; Pocilloporidae.